AUAGCACAGAACAAAUGUACAGCAUGGAGGGAAAAUCGUUUAAGACGAUGUUUGGACUACCCACGAGUCCAGAGUCCAGUGAGGAUUACAAUACAGAUACUAGUGAUGAUGAUGUGGAAUUUGUUGGAACUUAUUUAAUGGAAGCCAUGACAGAUCAAGGAAACGUACCGAAUAUAACCUCAAAUUUAGGAAAAAUGGCAACUGUAUUGACAACUCCGCCAAUGUCACCACAGGACAUUCACAACCUGCAACCCAAAGAUAUGCCAUCGCUUACGGCCAUGUUAUCGAACAAUUAUUCUGGCCAUACUCCAACUGGAUACAUUGUGCAUAUUCCCUGUUUCCUGUGCAAGGAACCGUUUAACAACAUUAACAGCCUGAAGGAGCACCUCACGAUGCAUGCCAAGCAACUGAAUGGAACAUUAAUAAAUAAUCCUAGACCAACUACACAAUCAAUGCUGCCCACUGAUCUGUUCAGUGGAGCACCGUUAAUAAGCACGAGCACAGAACAUGCAAUUCCCCUUGGUGCACCAACUCCCAUUCCGCCUACAAGUGUCACAAUGCCAGCAACGGAACCAACGGAGACUCUCACUUGUGAAAUAUGCGGCAGGGUGCUGAGAUCGAUGCUGGGACUGACGCUCCAUGUGCGGAGUCACUACAAUCCGGACCGACAGAAGUAUGUGGCAAAGCCAUUCAAGUGCCAUAUGUGCAGAAAAUCCUACAGACGUCAGUCCAAUUUGCAGAAGCAUAUGACCUGCAGACAUGGCAUACGUCCCAUCACAGAAGCACUACCUCCACUUCCACGACCUACUGCAGAUCCAGUUCCCACCCUAGCUUCUGAUGCGGCUUCAGCUGCAAUCCCAACUGCGGCUGCAACUGCAGCUCCAACAGCCGCAGCAGAAUCUCCAGCAGUUAGGCAAACAGUUCCACGUCCAAUUCAGCCACCGCCAGAUGAUGAGCUGAAUAUCAAGCCGAGCAAAACAAUCAUUUGGAGCACCAAACUGCUAAAUGCCGUCGCCGCUGCCAAUUAUAGUCCUGCCGUGGAAUCCGCCUCCAAGUACAUCGCACCCACGGAGGAGAGCAGUCAACCGUCGAUCUUUAGGCCACCGCCAAAGCAGAAAUAUGCAUUACGUUCCCCCUUCUGCAAUCCAAAUCUGUGGGCGGACUAUGAUAAUCACAUCCCAUAAUAAUCUCGACUUAAAUACUUGUGCACUAUGUGUGCAUGUUGAUUUGCGUUAAGUCGAACGAGUCCAUAUUUAAAUAUGUGCUCAUUGCAAUUGCGAUGACAAGCUGUCGUGGGAAGUUGAAUUCAAUGACGAUGAUAGGGCUCCAUCGUCGGAGGCAAUGAAACGACAUUAAAAUCCGAUUCAAUAUCGCCCCAUAUUCCUCCUGCAAUCGAGUAUGCGAGCGCUUUCAAAGAAACUUUUUGUUUUGUGCUGAUAAAGCAAAAAAUCAUAUAUGUAUAUGAAAUCAGAAACCCACGACACUGUUCAUCGUUUAUUUUACUGGAAAUAAUAAACAAUAAAUGUGAUUACGCUUACAAGUAUGAAGCAUGUCAGCAUAAUGCGGUUGUAGUUGAGAACUGAAUUCAAAAUGGAAAGCAGCGAUAUUGACGUUACUAGUUAUUGUAAGUAUACUAGAAUACUCUGUGCCAACAAAUCGUUAUAUGCAAUAAAAA
Molecule: messenger RNA, 1675 nt
Organism: Drosophila sulfurigaster albostrigata
Lineage: Eukaryota; Metazoa; Arthropoda; Insecta; Diptera; Drosophilidae
Gene: Lime
Product: sal-like protein 3
Exons: 3
Coding region: 15-1184 (389 amino acids)
Biological process (GO): regulation of transcription by RNA polymerase II
Cellular component (GO): nucleus
Molecular function (GO): RNA polymerase II transcription regulatory region sequence-specific DNA binding; DNA-binding transcription factor activity, RNA polymerase II-specific
Source: RefSeq, a predicted model, not a curated record